AUGAUUUUGACACGAUUUGUUGCAUUUUUGAACGGAACAUCAAUUUCAUUGGAUUGUAAAAGGUCUACAAAGGCGCAACAGUGUUUGCCAGAUGUUGGAAAAUGGUUGUUUAAAGCGAGCGGGGCUGCCGGUGUUAUUAAGAGUGUCAUCUAUUUUAUAGAGAUGCUGCAAAGAUGCCAUUCAAAUUUAUGGAGAAUUGCGUAUAACCAACUACUUAUUUUCGACGGCCAAUCGCAAAUAUCCAAAGUAAAGGGAAAUCGUGGCAUUAGUAGUUACUUGGAAAUUGAGGACGUUUGGUUGAGUAUAGCAUUUGAAAAGACUAGAAAUUUUUCUGCUCAAUUGACGCAAAAUGAGUGCAUUCAUCACCACGACACAUUUACUGAUACUAUCAGGUGGAUUUAUAAUUGGCCAAUCUGGUAUGCGCCAAAUCCUCUUUAUUUAAAUGCGCAUCUAUCCGUACGAGUGAUUCAGCAGCCACAAAUCAAAUAUCCACCUGUGGCAAAUUAUAGAAAGAGAAGUAACAAGGCAGCAUUGAGGAUGAUUGUAUAA
Messenger RNA from Echinococcus granulosus, 549 nucleotides. RefSeq lists its product as hypothetical. The record is from RefSeq and is a predicted model, not a curated record. The coding region runs from base 1 to 549 and encodes 182 amino acids. NCBI's taxonomy places the organism in Eukaryota, Metazoa, Platyhelminthes, Cestoda, Cyclophyllidea, Taeniidae. The transcript is spliced from 3 exons.